Rotaria sordida is the source of this 897-nucleotide messenger RNA. The record is from the annotation of a GenBank genome assembly. NCBI's taxonomy places the organism in Eukaryota, Metazoa, Rotifera, Eurotatoria, Philodinida, Philodinidae.
AUGCUUCAAUUUUAUCAAGAAGAAGAUUAUGCAAAUACUCUCCGUACAUCAUCUUUUAAUAAUGAACCAAAAAUUCGAUAUGUACCUCAUAAUAAAAAAAAACAUUCGGCUGCUGAUGAACUUGAUGAUGGUACAAGCAGUAAUGUAAGUGGAAUUGGACAAAAUCGUCGACGAGCUCGAAUGUGGAACUUUUUGAAUCCCUAUGUAUAUGUACCACAUAAUAAUUCAAUUCUUGCAUUAAAUGGAGAUAAUCGAAAUUCUUUAGUUAUUACUAAUAUCAACAAAUUAAAUAAACCUUAUAUUUUUCGAUUAUACAAAAGAUGUGAAUGUUUUGAUUAUAAUAAAGCUUUAAAUGUUUUAAUAACUGGCAGUGCUGAUUAUCUUGCACCAAUUCUGAUACGAUUUCUUAGUAUAUUAGGCGGCAAAACAUCAAAUUUUGGUCUAUUUCCAAAGGAUUUAUAUCUAAAUAAAUUAAAUAAUAAUGCUGAUACAAGUUUACCCGAUGGUUUAGUUUUAGCAUGUAAUGAUUAUUUAUGUAUAAUGAAAUUAGGACAAGAUACAUCUAGAGAUGGUAAUUUAACUGAAACACAUACAGCAACGAAUAGUGCUAAUGAACAAAGUUUUCAUGUAUUAGCAAGUGUAGAAGAUGCAGAAAUAACAGAAAUUGCUUUUGCUGAUAAAGGUAUUAUUACAGUUGGAUGGUUUAAAAAAAUCUUUAACUAUUCUGAUAUUAUUUCUGACCUUGUUGUAUCUAAAGCUGAUUUAUCAUGGCGUGGCCCACAGAUAUAUCGUGAUGAUAUAUUAUGUUUAGAACAUCUAUUGCCAAUUAAUAAUUUAAUAUGUACAGCUUCACAUGAUGAUGAAAUUAAUGUAUGGAGUAUUGAUACGGAAAAAUGA